Molecule: messenger RNA, 1614 nt
Organism: Lethenteron reissneri (Far Eastern brook lamprey)
Lineage: Eukaryota; Metazoa; Chordata; Hyperoartia; Petromyzontiformes; Petromyzontidae
Product: zinc finger protein 84-like
Biological process (GO): regulation of transcription by RNA polymerase II
Cellular component (GO): nucleus
Molecular function (GO): DNA-binding transcription activator activity, RNA polymerase II-specific; RNA polymerase II cis-regulatory region sequence-specific DNA binding
Source: RefSeq, a predicted model, not a curated record
AUGGGACGGUCUCUUCUUGAAGAAGGUGUUGGCGAGGACAAGAUCAUGGGCUUCCGCAAAGUCCAGGGCUCGGUUUCCCUCAUCGUUCCGGGUACCAUAUCCUUGGCCACCAUGGUUUCGAGGGAACCAUUCAAUUGCUCUGUGUGUGGAAAGGCAUUUUCAUGGUCAUCAAGUCUUAAGAGACACCAGAGAACACACACGGGCGAGAAGCCGUUCCUGUGUUCUGUGUGUGGGAAGGCAUUUUCACAGUCGUCAACUCUUAACAGGCAUCAGAAGAUCCACAAUGAUAGGAAACUGAAAUCAAGAAACAAGAAGCCAUUCAAUUGCUCUGUGUGUGGGAAGGCAUUUUCAUGGUCAUCAAGUCUUAAGAGACACCAGAAAACACACACGGGUGAGAAGCCAUUCCUGUGCUCUGUGUGUGGGAAAACAUUUGCACACUCAUCACAUCUUCAGAGUCAUCAGAGAACACACACGGGCGAGAAGCCAUUCCUGUGCCCUGUGUGUGGGAAGGCAUUUGCACAGUCGUCAACUCUUCAAAACCAUCAGAGAACACACACGGGCGAUAAGCCAUUCCUGUGCCCUGCGUGUGGGAAGGCAUUUUCACAGUCGUCAACUCUUAACAGGCAUCAGAAGCCCCACGCACACGGAAGCAAGGAACAAUUCAAUUGCUCUGUGUGUGGGAAGGCAUUUUCAUGGUCAUCAAGUCUUAAGAGACACCAGAGAACACACACGGGCGAGAAGCCGUUCCUGUGCACUGUGUGUGGGAAGACAUUUGCACGGUCAUCACAUCUUCAGAGUCACAAGAAAACACACACGGGCGAGAAACUAUUCCUGUGUUCUGUGUGUGGAAAGGCAUUUGCACGUUCAUCAACUCUUCAAAACCACCAGAGAACACACACGGGUGAGAAGACAUUCCUGUGCCCUGUGUGUGGGAAGGCAUUUUCACAGUCAUCAACUCUUCAAAACCACCAAAGAACACACACGGGCGAGAAGCCAUUCCCGUGCUCUGUGUGUGGGAAGGCAUUUUCACAGGCAUCACAUGUGGAUAUGUUCGUCGGUUUCAACGGGAUCUUGAACGUGGAAUGCGCGCCAUUCCUGUGCCCUGUGUGUGGGAAGACAUUUGCACAGUCAUCACAUCUUCAAGACCAUCAGAGAGCACACACGGGCGAGAAGCCAUUCCUGUGCUCUGUGUGUGGGAAGGCAUUUGCACAGUCAUCACAUCUUCAGAUUCAUCAGAGAGCACACGCGGGCGAGAAGCCAUUCCUGUGCUCUGUGUGUGGGAAGACAUUUGCACGGUCAUCACAUCUUCAGAGUCACCAGAGAACACACACGGGCGAGAAGCCAUUCCUGUGCCCUGUGUGUGGGAAGAAAUUUGCACGGUCAUCACAUCUUCAGAUUCAUCAGAGAGCACACACGGGCGAGAAGCCAUUCAUGUGCUCUGUAUGUGGGAAGGCAUUUGCACAGUCAUCACAUCUUCAAGACCAUCAGAGAGCACACACGGGCGAGAAGCCAUUCCUGUGCUCUGUGUGUGGGAAGGCAUUUGCACAGUCAUCACAUCUUCAGAGUCAUCAGAGAACACACACGGGUGAGAAGCCAUUCCUGUGCCCUGUGUGU